This is a messenger RNA of Ilex paraguariensis (yerba mate), 421 nucleotides long. The record is from the annotation of a GenBank genome assembly. Lineage: Eukaryota; Viridiplantae; Streptophyta; Magnoliopsida; Aquifoliales; Aquifoliaceae.
AUGGCAGAACCAUCAACCACUGUUUCCUAUCACAACCCAUUUGAUCAUUACCUUUCCAGCAUUGAAGAGAUCCUAAUGUCAGAUGAAAAUCCGAGUUUCGAUCUCUCCGAGUUACCUUCUUUCCCGGAAAAGAAUUCCUGUGACAUAUUAAUCUCUCAAUCCGGUGAUGAUAAUAUUUCAGACCCGGACGAUCCCCUUGUGGAUCCAUUUGUUUGGGAUGUUUUGAAUGACUCCGAUGUUAACAGCUCUCAGGCAGGGCCUUCUGAAAUUCAUGGCGAAAGAAUUGGCCAUGACAGAGAAAAUAGUAAUCCAGAAAAUUUGGGUAUUGGAAAUCCGGUGCCAUUGUCUAUUUGGCCUGUGUCACCAGUUCCAUAUGCUUGCAGUUGCUGUCAAGUACUAAGAGAAAUAACCCAUACUAAUG